GGUUCCGGAAAAACCUGUUUUGUGUCGAAGUUAGCACAGUUCUGUUUAUCUCUGUGGUAUCAGGCAGCAUACGCAGCGUGUGAAACAAAAGGUCGUUGUUUUGAACAGUGACAUCAUGGCAAUGACCUUCUACAUAAGCCUCAUUACUGCACUUUGUUUCCUAUCUGUGAUUGAUACAACGAUGACUGGAGGAUGGACAAGACGCGAAUCUGACGAUCCAAAAAUUGUAGAGAUUGCCAAGUAUGCAGUUAAGGAAUACAACAAGCAAUCAAACGAUAUCUAUGCAUUCACACUGAGUAAUGUCAAAGCUGCUGAAUCUCAGGUUGUUGCAGGAGCAAAUUACAAGGUGACAGUGGAGAUUGGGGAAACUGAUUGCAGAAAAAAUUAUUCCGAAAACGAGGAUACCCAAGCCUGUAAUCCGAAUGAGCCAAAAGGAAACAAGAUCCUCAAAUGUGAGUUUACAAUCUUUGACCAACCAUGGAACAAUAUCAGAGAGUUGACAAAGUCUUCUUGCUCUUGAGUUCUGUGGAACCACUGAUUUUCCCACAGCAUUGUAUUAAUUAAACCUUAAAAGGCUUUUACCUGG
This is a messenger RNA of Rana temporaria (common frog), 586 nucleotides long. Its product is annotated as cystatin-2-like. The coding region runs from base 116 to 520 and encodes 134 amino acids. Gene Ontology annotation, molecular function: cysteine-type endopeptidase inhibitor activity. The record is from RefSeq and is a predicted model, not a curated record. NCBI's taxonomy places the organism in Eukaryota, Metazoa, Chordata, Amphibia, Anura, Ranidae. The transcript is spliced from 4 exons.